Penicillium samsonianum is the source of this 524-nucleotide messenger RNA. RefSeq lists its product as uncharacterized. The coding region runs from base 69 to 524 and encodes 151 amino acids. The transcript has 2 exons. The record is from RefSeq and is a predicted model, not a curated record. Lineage: Eukaryota; Fungi; Ascomycota; Eurotiomycetes; Eurotiales; Aspergillaceae.
ACCGCGCCCCACAAAUUCAAAGCGACACAUAUGAAGUAGAGCGUUUGACGGCGCCAAGCUUCGCGUUGAUGCCGAGACGCGUUAAACGUGGCGUAUGGAAUAGCAGGCUUCAGAACCAAUCGGAGAAGAUAGGGAUGGUUGUCAUUCUCCAGAGUCGACCCCAAUCUUAUCCAGAUGUAUUACAGCUUCCAACUCUCAACAAGACACUCUGUGACUCGAGAACGAUAGCUCCCAGAGGUUUAUUGAAGUAUCGCGGGGCUAAAGGCCAAUCGCCCUCUCACCGCCCGUUACUGUCGGGCCCCUCCUCUUACGUCGGUGUCCCUCUCUUGAUCUCUCUCCUACUUUAUACUGACUUGUCCUUUACUUAUUCACACCUCCUACCCCACACAGCGUUCCAAUUUUCCUUCUUUUCUAUAAUCCUCUAUCAUCCGUCGAUUGCAUUCGGAUUGCUACUCUUCUCCGUGCUCGUUGAGCUAGGUACCUGGUACGCUGGGCGUUGCAACUUGAUUUAUCAUCACUAUUGA